CACACACACCGGCCCGACCCACCACAUAGCAAUGCUAGGACUUGUUUAGGAUCAGCUCCGGGCAAGUCAUUAACUGGAUCAUGUACCCUUAUAUGGAUUAUUCCUGUUUAUCCCAACACUAUUAAACAAUUCUGACGAGCUCUAACAAAGUCUGGAUCGAAAUUCCUAGAUUGUUAUUGUGGUUUGGGACAUUCCAGCAGUAGCUAGCCGAGAGCUACUUCGGCGUUGACCACUGCGGCCAGCAAGCACUGCGAUGGCGCAGACUCUCGGAACUUGUCAUUUUCUGCACUGAAAGCAAGUGUGCGUGUCAGGAGGACGGAGAAAGAGUGCUCAGGAAAAAGGCGAAAGGGACGUUUUGACUGUUUAAAUGGUGCUGUGUAAUGAUGCAGGAGUGCUGAGGAUGGUUUUCGCAGUGCUCACGAUGGCUGCGACUGGAGGAGCGGUGACCUCCCAGCCCAAUAAUGGCUCCAAGGACUUUUGCUACACAGGCCGGAUCACCAGUACCGUACUCAAGGGUCUGCCCUUCGGAGGAGUGCCCACUGUACUCGCUCUCGACUUUAUGUGCUUCCUGGUGUUGCUAUGCGUGUUCUCAUUGUUGAGAAAGGUGGCGUGGGAUUACGGCCGUCUGGCAUUGGUUUCUGAUGCUGACAGUAGGCGGAGCGAGGUGUACCAGCGCCUGGAAGAGGAAUAUGUGGCUUCCACCACGCAGGCACCCGCCGACUCUCGCUACGAGCGCCUCACCUCUGUGUCCAGCUCGGUCGACUUUGACCAAAGAGACAACGGCUUCUGUUCCUGGCUGACCGCGAUCUUCAGGAUAAAAGAUGAUGAGAUCAGGGAGAAGUGCGGCGAAGACGCGGUCCACUACCUCUCGUUCCAGCGGCACAUCAUUGGUCUGUUGGUGGUGGUGGGCGUGCUCUCCGUGGGUAUCGUCCUGCCUGUCAACUUCUCAGGAGAUUUAUUAGGAAGUAAUGCCUACAGUUUUGGGAGAACAACAAUAGGCAACAUAAACCCUGGAAAUGAACUUUUAUGGCUACACACUGUAUUUGCCUUCUUGUAUCUGUUAAUGACUGUGUACAGCAUGAGGAGACACACAUCAAAGAUGCACUACAAAGAGGACGACCUGGUGAAGCGAACUUUGUUCAUCAACGGGAUUGUGAAGUAUGCAGACGAGAGCCAAAUCAAGCAACAUUUCGAGCAGGCGUAUGAAAACUGUGUUGUUCUGGAUGCGCGCAUGUGUUACGACGUUGCCAAGCUCAUGUCCCUGGAGUCUGAAAGGAAAAAAGCAGAACGCAGCAAGAAGUUCUACACGGACCUGAUGGACAAAGAGCAUGUGCCCACUAUGAUCAACCCCAAACCCUGCGGUCACCUCUGUUGCUGCAUCAUCAAGGGCUGUGAGCAGGAGGAGGCUGUUUCCUAUUACACUAAACUGGAGGGGAACCUGAGGGAGGAAUACAGAAAAGAGAGAGAGAAGGUCAACACUAAACCUCUGGGCAUGGCCUUCGUUACCUUCCAGAAUGAAGCCACGACCGCACUCAUCCUGAAAGACUUUAAUGCAUGUCAGUGUCACGGCUGUCACUGUCGCCGUGAGCCGAAGUCCUCUCCUUUCAGCUGUAUCCUCAACACUUAUAACUGGACCGUCACGUACGCUCCAGAUCCUCAGAACGUCUACUGGGAGCAUCUGUCCGUCGGUGGUCUGAACUGGUGGCUACGCUGCUUAGUCAUCAACUGUCUGCUCUUCAUCCUCCUCUUCUUCCUCACCACCCCCGCCAUCAUCAUCUCCACCAUGGACAAGUUUAACGUCACCAAACCUGUGGAGUACUUAAACAGUCCGAUUGUCACCCAGUUCUUCCCCACCCUGCUGUUGUGGUGCUUCUCGGCCCUCCUUCCCACCAUCGUCUACUACUCCGCCUUCUUCGAGGCUCACUGGACGCGAUCUGGAGAGAACAGGACCACCAUGCACAAAUGUUACACCUUCCUCAUCUUCAUGGUUCUUCUGUUGCCGUCUCUGGGGCUCAGCAGUUUGGAUCUUUUCUUUCGCUGGCUCUUUGACAAUAAAUUCCUGGACGAGGGAAAAAUACGAUUCGAGUGCGUCUUUCUGCCAGAUAACGGAGCUUUCUUUGUCAACUAUGUUAUCGCGUCUGCGUUUAUCGGUAACGCCAUGGACCUGUUACGGAUUCCUUACUUUCUCAUGUACAUGAUCCGACUGUGUCUGGCGCGCUCGGCUGCUGAGAGACGCAAUGUUAAAAAGCAUCAAGCGUACGAGUUUCAGUUUGGAGCGGCUUACGCCUGGAUGAUGAACGUCUUCACUGUUGUCAUGACCUACAGCAUCACCUGCCCCAUUAUUGUACCGUUUGGUCUGAUGUACAUGCUACUGAAGCACCUGGUGGACAGGUAUAACAUGUAUUAUGCCUACUUGCCCUCCAAACUGGAUAAGAAAAUCCACUCUGGAGCCGUCAACCAGGUGGUGGCCGCACCCAUCCUCUGCCUCUUCUGGUUGCUCUUCUUCUCUACUGUCCGCACAGAUUUUUCUGCUCCGACCUCGAUGUUUACCUUCGUGGUUCUGAUCAUCACCAUCAUCAUCUGCCUCUCGCACGUCGUCUUCGGUCAUUUCAAAUACCUCAGCGCGCACAAUUACAAGGUCGACAUGGAUGGUGUGGACAAUGGACGGGCACCAGCCUCGUCUCCACCCGUCAAGUCUGUGCAGACGUACGUGGCACAGGUGCUGCAGGACACAGAUGAGACGGGCAGCGAUGAGGGGCAGGGCUCCUCACAGGACGAAGAAGUCGUCAACGAGGGCUACUUCCAGUCAGGAGAGGACAGCCUUAUUGAGAACGAGGUGCGGCAUUGACCCGAGCCGCACCGUGUGUUGGACUGGGUGAAGCGAGCAGGUCUCCAACCCCACCGAACAGAGAUCCACCACACCUUGAACGUGUGUGUGAAUCCAUCACAGCUGAUACUCUCCGGCAUGGGCGGGGCUUGGAGACGGGAUGGCCAUUUCUCCAGAAUGUGGAGCGACUCUGAAAAUAUGACUCUCACUCACAAUCAGUCCCAUUCUUCAUAUCCGUAUGAGAAAUUGCUUAUCAAAAUAAGUUCGCUAGGUACCGUUGCUAGCUCUUGUCCUUAAAUAAGCUUCAAAAAACGAUUGCUGAAAGUUUGCCAUUUUAAAUUUCAAUAGGUCGAUGUUGUGAACUGAAAACUGUUAAAGUGCUUUUUUAGAUGGGCUUUAGUUUAGCGGGUGUACCAGACCUUCAGGAAAGGAAACCCAGGCGAGUGGUCAAUAUCCCCAAAAACGUGAGCGAGGAAUCGGGCACGAAACAAUUAUUAUAAGCAAUGAAAAGAAUAGAUGGCAGAACCCCACAAUCAAAGAAUUGGAAGCACAGCGCGAUACACAUCCAACAUAUUCUAGAUGAUUAAAUACUGAAAAAUAAAUUGCGGUUUUCUACGGCCCAGCUGAAUUCGCACAACAUUUAGAAUAAACAAAUUUAUACAACUUCCCACCAAAGUGACUGUGUGUAUGAUGAAGCUCAUUUCAAGUUCCCCCUGUAUGAGUAAACGACACUGAAUCUGAAAUCUCAGCCUGCUGAAGAAUCAAAAACGGACGUGGAACACUAACUGUGUCACUGCUCAGACGUUCUGUCUGACACGGCUGACUCUCAAAUCAAGGUCAAACGCUUCUGAACUCUUCAGUGUUUCAAGAGUUUCUGUGUAAAGCUCUGCAUUAGUGCCGUGUCGCUGCGCUGCGUGUUGGAAUACGCCACUGCUUUCCCGAUCCGACAUCAUACGGAGCAGGUUUGACUCGUGUUACUCUACUGCUGAAUGUGGUGUAGAUGGUGAUACUGUAGCAAACGCUCAUUUAAACGCACAGCAAGUUCCUUCCGCCGACAUUAAGGAGGGGAUUUGCCUAUGUGAGUAUGUUUUUCUUUAGUUCUUAAUGCAUGGAUAUGAAAUAACACUUAUUGACAAUUUUGUCUUUUCUUUUAUGUUUUAAAGCUAACAAGUGAAAUUCACAAUGAAUGUCAAACUUUGAUCACAUGACAUGGCCGCACACGAACUGUUAAACCUGCAUGGAAUACUCAAAAUAUCUCCUAAAAAUGGGGUUUACGGCAUUUGUGACGAUUUGGCUUUGUCAUCCGAGAUCCAGCCUAUGAUUUAUUAAUAUGACUCUAAUGCUAUAAUGAUGGGUCCCUCAAGAGUGCUUCUGAACGACCCGUGUGCGUUAAAUGAACGUCAUCAUUUACUCGCCCUUCAGACACAAAAGAAGAUAUUUUGAAGAAUCCAAAGCAAUGGAAGUGAAUGACUGCCAUCGCUGUUCGGUCAAUGACAUUUUUCAAAAUAUCUUCUUCUGUGUUCUGUUUAAGAAAACAACUCGUACAGGUUUGAAAUGACAAGAGGGUGAAUAAUUAAUGACAUAAUGUUCACUUUCUCUAGCUCAUUCUUACAGUUGUGUGAUUGACUUUAACAGACUUUGUUUAGUAGAUAAAAUCUGACAAAAAUAAUACAACUAUGUUGUGACCGUUAUGAAGCUGCAGUUUUUUAGUUUUCUUAACAACUGCGUUUUUGUCACCAUGUUGAGACAAACACGAUGUCACUUUACUUUAAAAAACACUUUUCUAAAUCAUUUAAAGAAAGUUUUUCUUCCCUAACGAAUCGCGUAAAGAAAUGUCCUUCUCACAAGAAAGUUUCUCAUAACUACGAAACAAUAAUUCCCACGAAAUAAUCAUUGUUUUAAAGCUUUUUUACCACUGUUAUGAUCGUCAGCAUUAAGUACAUUGGGUACCGUUGAGUAUAAAUGUUAUUUUGGGGUGGGUGGGUUCUCGACGGGUUUGUUUAAGAAAUGAAACGCAUCACGCGAGCAGAUGAAGGCCGUGCCUGAGUUCACAUUGUAAAACCGUUGUAUUUCAUUGCCCUCUUUUGCAUAUUAUUCGAUCAUAUUUGUGUGUGUGUGUAGUUCUCAUGUUUUCAUUUAUUGUUUACAGGGAUAGCAUUGCAGUGUUGAAACUGUCAUUUUCUGCAACAAAUGUUGACUUGAAUGACUUGAAAACUGUCAGGUGUAUGUAAACAGUUGUCGCUGACAUUGGGAAGUAAAUCAGUAAUAUAUUUCUCGGUUUAAUUUAUGUAAAUGGAACUAUAUUCUACUGAUCACCGAGUAGCUUAGUCGUUUUAAAAUGCAAUGAACACUGUAGGCUAUGCACUUCAUGUGAAAACUCUAUCACUGUCAUUAUGUAUAUGUAACCAGAUUAAGCCAUUUUGUUCGCCUUCCGUGGACAACAUUGUCAAUAUAACUAUUGGGACUUUAAUACUGUGGGAGAAUUCUGUAGGACUGCAUUCUGGAAAAAAACAUUGUCCUUGAGCAUGACAAAGUGGCAAUAAGUUAUUUAUGCGUCUUUAGAGGCUUUUCCCAUCUGUUACAACUACUGUCAACUCUAUUUAUUUCAUUUGUCUGUUAUUUUCCAUCUGUUGAACUGGAGUGAAGCGGUUAAAACUGUAAUAUUUCUGUAAAUAGAAGCAUUGCGCUGCUCUUGAAACACUAAACUGUAUUUACAUUUGUACAGCUUAGCCGGCGAAUCAAUGUACAGUCCUUCAUGAAUGUUCUGUUUGCUUUGGUCCAUUCAGAUUUGCAGUCAUGUCAGGAAGAUCUAAUCGUAUGAUGCUUUGCGAUUUGCUGUUUUUAAUAGUUUUGUAUCUCAACCCCCCCACCCUACCCCCCCACAAAUGAUCUUUUGUACGGUGUCAUUAUUCAACUCUUCCAUGUCUUUAAAAAAAUAAAAUAGACAAUUACUGACAAAACAA
Triplophysa dalaica is the source of this 5790-nucleotide messenger RNA. RefSeq names its product transmembrane protein 63Ba (gene tmem63ba). The transcript is spliced from 25 exons. Lineage: Eukaryota; Metazoa; Chordata; Actinopteri; Cypriniformes; Nemacheilidae. Gene Ontology annotation, molecular function: calcium-activated cation channel activity; nucleic acid binding. Gene Ontology annotation, cellular component: plasma membrane. The coding region runs from base 368 to 2848 and encodes 826 amino acids. The record is from RefSeq and is a predicted model, not a curated record.